Messenger RNA from Drosophila takahashii, 8789 nucleotides. The record is from RefSeq and is a predicted model, not a curated record. NCBI's taxonomy places the organism in Eukaryota, Metazoa, Arthropoda, Insecta, Diptera, Drosophilidae.
CGCGCUGUAUAGUUGCUCCGAUUAGGACGUGUGGUUCGCUUAAGCGCACGUUACAGUUACGACGACGCGCAAUACCUGCAACAUGGAGUACUCAACAGGUCGACUAAGCAUUCUGUGGCUGCUGGGAUUGAGCCUACUGCUAUUCAAAACAGGAUCCACAGAGGCACAGAGCAAACGAGCCUCUCGCGUCACCAGCUCCCGUAGCUUUGGCACCAACGUCAAGCCCACAAGCUCCAAUGGCCUUAGCUUCGACUGCCCCGAGGAGUUCGGCUACUACCCGCACCCCUCGGACUGCACCCAAUACUACGUGUGCGUCUUCGGAGGAGCGCUGCUCGAAAGCUGCACUGGCGGCCUGAUGUACUCUCACGAGCUGCAGACCUGCGAUUGGCCACGGAACGUUGGCUGCGAGUUGGUGGACACAUCCUCGGAGCGCGCCCCCGCACGUAGCCAGGGCCAGAGCCAAACGCAGCAUGUUCCCAGCCGAGUCCGCUUUGGGGCCGCUUUCAGCAGCCCAGGCGGCACCCAGAAGGCGCCCACUGUGGCACCACAGUACCACCGCUCUCCGCCACAGGUCAUUCAGGCGCAGGUGCAACACAUACCUCCUCCACCGCCGGAGCUGCGAGUGCCACCCAACCCGGUUAUCACGUCGCGGGGUCAACCAAAACCACUGAUCGAGUCCCAGGAGGACAUUGCGAAGCUUUAUGCCGAUGCCCAGGAGACUUUGCCGCCUGUGGAAGAAGAGGAGUCCGAUCGCCAGCAGAGAGUGUAUCGUGGGCAACCCAGUACCGUCAGUCAAGUGCAGCGCGAUCGCGAUGGUAUUAUUCACCAGGCUAGUAUCAAUGCCAUUCCCCAAAGUGGCAAAAUCGGAUCGUAUGCUUUUGGAACCGCCUACAGCGAAAGAUUGGACGGCGACCAGACGCUCGAAUACGAACUGUCACACAACCGACUCGAUGGAGGUAAGCGGCGCAAACGCCGAGAUCUUAGCGCGCAGGUCGCAGAAAUUGCGCACACUGAGCCUGCAGAAUCGGAAAAUUCCAAAGACUCAAAUAGUGCGAGGGAAGUGGUGGAGCCCGAAAGCUCCAGCGCACUUCCAGUUAGUAGUGAUAUCUCAAAUAGCUCGAACAAUUCAAAAGAACAACUCGAAGAGGUGGCCCCGGCAUUCGUUAAGCCACGUAAAUACUCCUCAAAGAUCAGUCAGCCAAAAGGCGAGACCCCCAUGGAGUUUGACUACGAGCAGAUUGCUAAUGAAGAUGGCGAAUCUUUAGACGGAGAUGGAGGCGAUGAUGAUGUGGCCACGGGCGAGUCGAAGAGACGGCCCCGCCAACUGCGACCCAUCGCACAUGCGUCAUCAAAGUGGCCGGGACAAAAUUACCGUGCCAUCGACGCACCCGUUCCCCCACAGUACUCUCAGCAAACGGGCUAUAGCUUUGGCAGCUACAAUCCGUACCUCACUCCGCCCAAUCCUGCCAAUACCCAACAGUCAUAUGGCAACCACAACUACAAUCAGUUAACUCCCGGCUACCAGGCCUACGUGCACCAGCAACAGCAAGUGGCUCCCGCUGGACCGCUCCCCCAGCAAAAGCCCAAAGUGGUCUACACUGGCUACAAUCUGUCGUUGCCUCCGCCGCCCCUGGAGGACGACUUUCGGCCGAUUGCCGGCAGCUACUACGGAGCAGCUGGCCCAGGGCCCAGCAGCCCGCGGCCUCACAACAUCCAGCAGCAGCACUCGAAUGCGGGCGACCUUCUUCCCUACCUUAUACAACAACUGAAGGAGUUAAAGGAGCGGCGGAAGAAUCUGCAGGCGGAAAACUUUGCCUACUUCCACCUGGACAACCAGCCCGUUAGCCCGGCCACCGUUUCAGGGGCCACAGUUGUGCCUACAGCCAGCACCACCCGCUACUCGCCAGUUGACCCUUCGAAACCCGCACAACAGGUCACUCCAAAUGGUCAGUACAGCACCAUGGGCGGAUUCUACAACAACCAGAAACCGGACCAGGCCUCCUACACUGCCGCCAACUAUCCCGGCAAGUUGGUCUCCCAGUACAGCAUUGGUUCUGCCGAUGGGCAGCGCAGCACGACGGAGAGCAACUACUUUCAGUACAACAUUGUAGCCAACCAGAAGAUGAAGGGCGUCUUCAGCACCGCGACGCCAGGCCAGACCGGGCAUGCUGCCGUUAAAGUUAGGCCCCCUGUCACCCCGCUACAGGUGACACAAAGCAUUAAUGUCGUAUCGGCCCCGAACUUGGCCUACAAUAGACCCAAUAGUCUGCAGCAAGUUCCGUUUCGCGACUUCUCGCACCUUCCUGUGGGCAUUAGUUACGCCAGCAACAGCACAAUGCCAGAAUCCUACCAGACUUUCACCAAGUCAAUCAGCACAACAGAGGCGCCGCAGCGCGAUCUUCCCACGAGCAAGUCUAAGCUGACAAACUUUCAGUUCAACAUCCACGAGUUUAUGGCCAACCUUAAGGCCAGCGAUCUGGCCAGUGUCAACCCGGCCGUGAAUCCAUUCAUGAAGUACUUCAAGCAGGUUAGUAGCGAUGGAAAUGGGAAAAGCAACUUGCGCAAUGCCCCGGUCCUUCGACGUCCAGUGCCAAGCAGUACGAGCUCAACUAGCAGCACAACCACGACCACCCAGAUUCCGACCACGCCAAGUCCACCGGCCUCCAAGAUUCACCUUAGAGCCAAGCCGACAGUGCCCACGCCUGCAACUCCGACCACAACGAGGGUUCUGAAGGGGUACGAAAAUUUCAUCAAGGGCAUUCAGAACCAACUCAACAAGCAGACCUCUAGUCAAAGUCCCGCCCCCAGCACAUCGACAAGCACUCUGCGAGUGCCAACCACCACGACUCUCGAGGGCGUCGACUAUUAUGACGAGGAUUACGAAGAGGAUGAGGACAUACUUCCUCCGUCUCAAAUGCCUCCUUACAUGCCCAUGUCCGAGACCAUGGCCCCUCCCCGCCCACAACUAGCUACGGCCGUGCCAAUCACUGAGUCGCCUGGAAAAGCGCGACCAAACUUCCAGACGGGCUUCCUGGAGGCGACGACCACACGCCGUCCGUUCCCCAACUUCUCGCUAAACCAACCAGGUGCCGAGGCCGGCGUGCCGUCGUUCAUUAGCUUUCCCAGCGAUAUCUUCCAGGAGCUGAAGCAGCGGCUGCCUCAGCUUCCGGAGUCUAACAGCCCACAAGUGAAUACCAAAACACCCACGACCCCGCGCAGCAUGCGUCCGACUUCCAAUCCAAGGCCAAUCUCCUCCAGCACGGCGCCCCCAACGACUCGAGUUCGUUAUACAACGCGACCAAACACGCGAGGACAACAAAAAUGGAUGACGAUGUCACCGGUCCAAGGACAAAAGGACGCAAAGAACCUCACCGACAAUAGCCCCGCCCUAGGCUUAGGCUCCAGCAAGCAGAGCAACUUGGGCGGCCUGCAGCUAAAUUCUAUACAUGUCGGCUCAGGCGAAGAACGUCACAGAGUUGAGUCAUCCUCACCGUCAUCGCUAGGGGCGCCGCCACCCGCUAAUAUAUUUGUACAGCCCACGCCACAAGCUCCAUCGCCACAGUUAGAACCCAAUCGUAACUACUACAAUGCAUCCAUAUUUAAUCAUGGGGGCGGCUACCAACCACCGCAGCAGCAACAGCAGCAGCAACAACAACAACUACAGCCAACACCAUUCCAACAAGCGCAACCGCAACAACAACAACAUCAGCAGCCGCCACAAGCUUCACCACAUCCCUAUGAUUCAUCCUAUUAUUCUGUUUACGACGACGAUAUCGAUUUAUAUAGGGAUAUAGAGUACCAACAGCAGCAGCCGCCUCAGCAGCCAGCUGCCCCCCAGUAUCAACCAGCAGUGCGCCAACAACAGCCGCAAUCAACCUACCGCCCCUUGGAGCUCUCGGCCACCCCGACUCCCCCACAAAAACCAUCAUACGGCAACCAGCAGACCUUGACCUACACCUCAGACUACGAUGAGGACAUUAAUGCGCAGAUCGAGCAGGAAAAUUUGUACGAUCAGCCAACACGUUCACCCCAGAGGCCGGAACAGGUGGCCAUACAAACCCUGGACACCCGGGCCAUCCCUUCGACGGCGCCAUCCCCGACGACGCGUCCGGAUGAUCCCACCUACUACGACACGCUCACUACCCUCCACGCUCCGGAACUCGGGCCUGCUGACUACAGCUACUCUAGUUCCGCAGAGUACGCCUACGGGUCGGCAGAGGACUAUGACCAGAGCGAGCGCACGCUGACUCGAGCCAAGUCCACGCCGCGCACCGAUACGGAUGACUAUGAUCUGAUUGCUAAUGUUGUGGGUCCAACCAGAAAGAGCACAACGGCGCCACCAACACGGUCCCAGAACACAAAACCAACUCUGGCACCUAGCAGGAACCCGUCGAAGAGUUCCAUAACCAACACACAAACUCUUAAGGUCACAAAGUCCACAACAACCACAACUACAACCACGACACCAUUCCCAUCUACGACAACAACAAAACUAGCAAGCUCGAAAGCGCAUGCAAAUAAGCCCUAUAAACAACAUGUUCCCAACAAGUCAAAGACAACUACACAAUCUUCCAGUACCCCAACCACCACCACGUCCAGCUCCACACCUCCUUCGAAUCCCUCGACUUAUAGUUCCAAUCCCUUUCUCAAAUCAAAACUGCAAAAUCUUGCCAAGUCACUGGUAAAUUUUGUCUCAAACAGCCAGCCCAAAAGCAAUACCACCGGCUACCGACAAGUUCAUAACCUUACAAACUCCUAUCGCCAACCCACGAUUACGGAACCAGUCCCAGUCCAAAUUCCCACCCAAACCUUUUCCCCAACGCCCCCGCCUUCUACCACGCAAUGGCCCCUGGUGGAGGAGCACGUUGAGACUGUUUUUGACGAGAGUCAGAACGUUCAUGUUCAGACGGCCGAGCCGCCAAGGAGUCGUUCCUUCGAAACCAGCACAUCGGCCAAAUUCCUGGACUUUAUCAAUGCCGCUGCUUAUGGUACCAGUCCGCGCGGCAAUCUGUUGAAUGCAGUGCCAGAUAAGCUCGUGAACAGGGAUUUCCCGUAUCGGGACAGAGAUUAUUCAUUCGAGUCAAGCUCAAGGGAUCCGGAACCACAGCGCAAACGUAUUCAGACCUACAUCACCUCUGAUGUGGCGCCACAGAGUUUUACAGUUCCGGUAAAGGGUGAUGUGGGACCACAGGCGGAAGAAAUGGAAAGUGCAAGUACAACGCGACCCAAUAAGCCAAUACAAUAUAGUCUUCAAAGUGGAUCGCAUGGUUUUAGUCUACGUGUCGAACAGAACGAAAACGAAGGAAAUCUGUCUGCGCCAACUUCUGCGGAGAAAAAGAGUCUGCCGACCACCACGAGCACAACAAGCCCAACAACACCGGUUGACUUAUCUCAGGAGUAUGUGGACAUCGUUCCCACAACAUACGCCCCACCUCUUCGCAUUUGGCGUAACGGAAGACCCACCAUUCAACAGGCAUAUUAUAGGCCAACCACCACAAGUUCUAGCACAAGUACUAGUACCAGUACCAGUACCAGUACCAGUACAAGCACAUCAGCUCCUACCACCUCGAAUGACAAUGUUGAGUCGAGCAGCACCAUUAGAACUACCACAACACCAAAGGCUCUGGCACCGCCCAGCACGGAAAGGUAUGUUGUACCGGGUCCAACUUAUACGGCCCGCGCCAAUUAUUUUAAGGACAGCCUAAAUCGCGUUACUGUCAACCCUGCAAUGCGUUUUGUCUCACCGUACAAAAGUCUAGAGAACUUGCUCCAGGAAGACCGCCACCACCAGCACCACCAACUGCGAACGACAGCUAGACCGCGAUACACAAAUGCACCGGCCUUUCCACCCUUUCUGCAGACUACUUCAAAACCGCCAAAAAACCUUUUUGUGGUCACAUCUGCUAGAAACACCAGUCAAGAUGUUUUGGCCACAAUGGCGACAGGAAACGCACGUAACUUUAGCGUUAGCGACGCUAUACUUAGCACAUUCAGUCCUCAGAGACCCGCGCCGAGCAUGCUGCGAACCACCACUACCACAACAACAACUACUACUACUACUAGCACGGAAGCACCGCCGCCAGAUAUGACUACUACUGCUUCUCCCACGACCGUCUCCGCCGUGAUCGCUUCGUUGCCCAUCCGCGUAUCACAGUCCCCAGUCCCCCGACCCCGUGGCCGCUCCCGAUACACAGCAGCCACCUUAAACAGUCUCGGAGACAGCGUGGACGAGCCCACGACCUAUGCGCCCAAGUUUAGGUUGCCGCCCGGAUACGAUACUAGUCCGUAUUCGAAACGCAAACCUCAACGCGUUCGAGUGAUCAGCAAUCAGCGGACCUCGUUUGGGGAGCCAACAGCUAAGCCACAAGAAAAGUACGAAGCUUACAAAGCCGCAUUGCAGGCCAAGGAUCCCGCCUAUAGCUCGCAAGGUGCUUUAAGCAAGUCCCUAAAGCGAAAGCCAAUCGAGAAUGAAGCCAGCAUUCCUGACGAGCCACGGGCCGAGGCCUUAAUCAGCCAGCCGUUGGAAGGCAGGCAACAGAACAGCUUGGAGGAGGGCGGAAGUGCGAUAGCCUACAGCUCCACCGAACAUGUCGUGGCGAUAACAGACCGCCCAACUGUCAAAUUUCUCUACUCUAACAAAUACCGACAGCAAACGGCGGAACGCACUUUGGCAGAGAGCCUUCAGAACGCCGGGUACAUAACGUCAGCUCAAGGCCCGGCUCAGAAAUUCCAAUCCGCCAACGUCCUGGAGCAGCUGAGGCAGUUCCUUGCUGGCAGUGAUAGUAACAGCAACAGCGAUGAGAGCGGCACCUCCCAGUUCGUUGACGAGUACUCAUUGCCCGAGAUAAAGGCCGCAGUUGAUGAGAUCAAGCAGCUUUACUUGCCCACUGAUCGACCAGUAACGACCACUUUAAAAACGACCACCACGACGCGGCGCCCUACCACCACGCCGAUUGCCCCACCAUCUUCACCCCGCUCCACUGCAGCCACUGUUAGCUCGUCAAUGCGACAAGUGCCAAACCAAUCCAAAGCAUACACCUCUUCCUCCACUCCUAGCGUCUUGGGCACCGAUUCCACUCCAACUCCAAGAACCUACCUGAGCACCCCCGAUAUUAGUACCCCUAGAGCCCCGAAAGACCCACCAGUUUACCCGACCCCCGCAAGCGCCCCCGCCCCCAACAUCGCCACCGCUACAGCCACCCCCUCCCCGUUUGCACCGCACACUGCGCGCGCUUCGAGGGUUAACAAUGUCAUAAAGUCGUCGAUUGCUGCCGCUGCCCUAGGCCCUAGCACCUCAACCUAUCAGCCACCAGUUUCAGCGGGUAAAGCCCAAAAGUUCCAAUUUGGCUUCGCCCCCAACAAUAAGAACCACCAACAGCAAAUAAGCAGCAACCAUAAUGGCGCCGCAGCCUCAGCCUCGGUGAAGUGCUCCGACAGCACACUGAACGCCAAAUGCAACGAGAUUCCUUCAAGAAACAACAAUAGAAAUCGGGGAAAUGCCAUGUACGCCAAUCAGGAUAGAGAUGUACUCUCAACGCCGAACCGUGGAACUCACCCACCACGAACACGUCCCACACUGAAACCAUCCGGCACCAUUGUGUCAAAGGCCCAAGAGUUUGUGGAUAUAUACCGGUACCCACCGACUCGCCCCGACCCCAUUUACCCACAGCCCACUCCAGAUAAAACGGCAGCUAAGUGCCGGAAGGACGUUUGCUUGUUACCAGACUGUUACUGCGGAGGCAAGGAAAUACCGGGCGACCUUCCCGUUGAAAGCAUCCCUCAGAUCGUUCUUUUGACUUUUGAUGAUUCCGUAAAUGACUUAAACAAGCAGUUGUACACGGAUCUUUUCGAGAAGGGUCGCGUCAAUCCCAACGGCUGUCCCAUCACAGCUACUUUUUACGUCUCCCACGAAUGGACCGACUACAGUCAGGUGCAGAAUCUCUACGCCGAUGGACAUGAAAUGGCCUCGCAUACAGUUUCACAUAGCUUUGGCGAGCAAUUCUCGCAGAAAAAGUGGACCCGCGAAAUUGCCGGACAGCGGGAGAUCCUUGCUGCUUACGGCGGCGUGAAGCUAUCAGACGUGCGAGGCAUGCGCGCACCAUUCCUCUCAGUGGGCGGUAACAAAAUGUACAAAAUGCUGUACGACUCAAACUUCACCUACGACUCGUCCAUGCCUGUCUACGAGAACCGACCACCCUCCUGGCCCUACACCCUGGAUUACAAGAUAUUCCACGACUGCAUGAUUCCGCCCUGCCCAACUCGCUCCUACCCUGGGGUAUGGCAAGUACCUAUGGUCAUGUGGCAGGAUCUAAACGGAGGCAGAUGCUCGAUGGGCGAUGCCUGUUCGAACCCCAGCGAUGCGGAUGGAGUAACAAAGAUGAUUAUGAAGAACUUUGAACGUCAUUACACCACCAACAGAGCACCUUUCGGCCUGUUUUACCACGCUGCAUGGUUUACCCAGCCCCACCACAAGGAGGGCUUCAUUAAAUUCCUUGACGCCAUCAAUGCCAUGCAGGAUGUAUGGAUCAUAACCAACUGGCAGGCGCUACAGUGGGUGCGAGAUCCUACACCGACAUCUCGCAUUAACUCAUUCCAGCCAUUCCAGUGCGAUUACUCAGAUCGGCCAAAACGAUGCAACAACCCGAAAGUGUGUAAUCUGUGGCACAAGUCUGGAGUCCGGUACAUGAAAACAUGUCAGCCAUGCCCUGACAUUUACCCCUGGACUGGAAAAUCUGGAAUCCGAUCUUCCCGCAUCGAUAACGAAGUUGAAGAACCGGCGGCGUAAGACU